AAUAUGAAUCUGGAACAGCUAUUUUCCAGACGUCGUAUUUAACUGAGCUAGCAAAUUCACUUCAGACCUUAACAUGUGAACACGACAGCGAAAAACGGUUUCCGAAAUUUGGUUUUCGUCUUUCAGAUGUGUGUCUGCAUGUGACUCAUGUCCGUUGAAACCUGAUUGAACCUCUUUGGGUUUACCAAUGUAUUUCAUCUUACGCAGUUUGUAUUGUGAUCACUGAUCUUCAUCGCGGGAAUCAUGAAGAGAGCGCAGAUCAGGGGGCUGGAAAGUGAAGUGUUAGAUUGCAACGGUGAUGCUAGAGAGAAAGCUGAUGUAUUAACAGGACCUUGUUUUGAACCUAGCGUUUUCUUUAGGUGCCAUUCUUGGAGAAAAGCUGGUUUGGCAGAUGUACGGACACAGGUAUGGCAUUGUGCAUUUGAAUCAGAUGUAAGACAUCCUGAACAGACAACAGAUGUGAUUGCAACUUGUGGAGGAAAUAGCAUAUGUUUUAUAGAUGUUAAUAGCGGUUUUGUCAAAAGUAAAUACUAUGCUGAAGAUCCAAGGGAAAUUUUUUAUACACUCUCAUGGUCUUGGAUUGCACCUGAAUGCUCAGGGAGUGGGAAAAUUAGCAUUGUGGCUGCAGGAGGUACUAGAUGUAUCAUUCAUCUGCUACAUCCACAAAAUGGUGCACUUUUUUAUACUCACAGGCUCAAAUGCCCUUCCAGUGUUGCCAUAACAAGUUUGCUUUUCCACAAAGAACAUCGUGAGAUCCUAUUCGGAGCAAAGAGCGAUGGCACUAUCCUAGUGUGGGACAUUGGAUACCCAGUACCUCCAAAGUAUGCAGUGAAAUUUACUACACUCCAUCAGUUAUCAUCAAAGCAUGAAGUAUUUCAACUUGCGUACUGUUUGGAAACUAAAUCUCUCCUGGUAUCAUGUGCAGAUGGUGUUUGUGUAUGGUCCGGAGAUGUCAGAGAUACUAGUCUCCAGGAGAAGGAACUGAAAAUGCCACCAAUGCCUGGCAGUAUUAAUGCCAAUAGUCCACAGCUGGUUGACUCAAUUGAAGUUCUAGGCUGUGGAAGAAUUGCUGCAAAAUGCGCAUUGCAUGGCGCCAUUUAUAUAUGGAGCUUAGCAGAAGCCUUAAAAAGUUGUAAAAGUAGACGCAUUGUGAAAAUACUUCCAGCGUAUACAUUAAAAUGGAGCAACACAGAUAAUUACUUCAUGAACAUGGGAUUUAGCAAAGGAUCAGGUGUGCUAGCAUGUGGAGAUGACGAAGGGAGACUGUGGUUGUAUGACACAAAAAACUUAUUUGAUAAUAGUGAAAUAACGAACCACUCAGAAGUUAAUCCAGUGUGUGUUCUCCAGUGGCCUGAUGUUGUAGAUAACAAUGUGAUAAAAAGACAUAAAUGUAAUUUGGAUUCAUAUGACACUACUGUAAUAAACAAAGUUGCCAUUAAUUAUGCUGGAAACUGUAUGGUAGGUGUAACCAGCAACAAUUUGGUGUGUAUUUGGAAGAGAAAAUGACACUGUUAUUGUGGAUUUAAAAUUAUAUCAAAUAACCAACAUUUUGUAAGUUUUUAAUUAAGUCAUGGGACAGAAUGGAAUUAAUAAAGGAGAGCUGGACUUUCUCAUUGACAAAGUAGUAGUGUGGUUUCAGA
Molecule: messenger RNA, 1640 nt
Organism: Schistocerca cancellata (South American locust)
Lineage: Eukaryota; Metazoa; Arthropoda; Insecta; Orthoptera; Acrididae
Product: leucine-rich repeat and WD repeat-containing protein 1-like
Exons: 6
Coding region: 244-1506 (420 amino acids)
Biological process (GO): establishment of protein localization to chromatin; chromatin organization
Cellular component (GO): nuclear origin of replication recognition complex
Molecular function (GO): chromatin binding; protein binding
Source: RefSeq, a predicted model, not a curated record